AGUGUCGGCCCAAGAGUGAAAGCCAACAUGGAAACCAAAUCUGGUAGCAGAGCCAGAGGGGAAAGCUCUUCACUCAAGAGGAAGCAUGAAUCAAGAAACAGUGCAUCUGAUGGUCUGUAUGCUGUAGUGAGAGACCCAUCAGUAUCAGCAGAGUCAUUCUUCUCAAAAACGGCGGCAAACAUUACCAGUGUUUAUGAGGAAUGACAUUUUGAUGUUACACUAUGUGUAGAAAUUAAUGACAUUAUGGCAUAGUCUGCAAAAUGGUGGUUAAUUUUAACGUAAUUUAUGACAUAAAAUUGAUGUUACAGUGUGUAACUGUUUCACUAGCAUUUUAUAAUGUCAUGGCACAUUCUGCAAGGGGUGGAAAACAUUUGUUCUUCCACUCCUUUAUGGUAAUUAUGUGUGUUGGAAUGUCAUCAAAGUUAAAAGUGGUAGCCAAUAUUACGAUAAUUAAUGGUCCAAAAUGAUGCCAUCAAGUCUGAUACCUUAAUUAACAUUAUCAACAUCAAAGUAUUGGACAUAUCCGGCCCAAUAGCUGAACAGUCAGCACGUUGGAUUGCCACACACAGGGGCCCGGGUUUGGUGACCGGCUGGGGAGGGAGAUUUUCUUCCCCCAGAGACUGGGUGUUGUGGUGUCCUCAUCAUCAUUUCAUGCCCACUGUCGAUGUGCUAGUCGCCCAAUGUGGCAUUGCACUCAAUAAGACUUGCAGUUGGCAGUCAAACUUCUCGACUGGGAACUCCCGGCCACUGAUGCCAUACGCUCAUUUCCAUUUGCAGUGUUGGAUAUAUUUUGAAUGCACCCAGUAGAUGGAAAUGGCUGAAUCUACCCCAUGCCUGUGGAUACCAGCCAUCUCCAUCUGCUGAAGCUGAUUCCCAAUCACCUCCUCAGUCCCGAUAUAAUU
Messenger RNA from Schistocerca americana (American grasshopper), 902 nucleotides. RefSeq lists its product as uncharacterized. NCBI's taxonomy places the organism in Eukaryota, Metazoa, Arthropoda, Insecta, Orthoptera, Acrididae. The record is from RefSeq and is a predicted model, not a curated record. Bases 454 to 807 code for a protein of 117 amino acids. The transcript is spliced from 2 exons.